This is a messenger RNA of Syzygium oleosum, 1186 nucleotides long. RefSeq names its product probable membrane-associated kinase regulator 6. NCBI's taxonomy places the organism in Eukaryota, Viridiplantae, Streptophyta, Magnoliopsida, Myrtales, Myrtaceae. The coding region runs from base 170 to 859 and encodes 229 amino acids. The record is from RefSeq and is a predicted model, not a curated record. The transcript has 3 exons.
UUCGUGGACGCCAAGGUUUGGAAUUUCCUUGCCACGAGAACUCUGACAUUUCAUUUCUCCCCCACUUUUUUUUUUUAUCUAUCUGAGAUAUGCCCUGGAUUGCUGCUUCAAGGAUAAAACCAAGCUGCUUUGGUGAUGAAUCUUCCUGAACAGUAAACAUUGUCUGCUGAUGGAAUCCUCUGAGCCUCUCUCGGUGGAGAGCUUCUCAUACCGUUGGCUAGUGAAUUUGAAGCCAGCCCAUGAGAGCUUCGAUGGGUCAUCAGUCAGGACUUCACUUGACGCAUCGGACGAAGCCUCCUUCAUUGAGAUGGAUCCCAGGAUGCCACCUUCCAGGAGAUUCUCCCGGAAUAGAGGCAAUUCUGCUUCUCAGGAUUUCAAAUUUGACUUCCCGGGAGUGUCGCCAUCUUCUCCGGCUCUUGUUCAUGCGGAUGAGCUCUUCUGUGAUGGCUACGUCUUGCCCCUAUUUCUUGACCCUUCAAAGAUGAAGGCAUACGAGACGUCCAAUUCGACUCCUUCUCGGCCUGGCUCGCUGAAACUCAUGAGUAGUAAAUCGUGUUCACCUCCCUCCUCGAAGACUAGGUGCGGGAAAUUAUCAAAGAGGAUGUUUGGGAAGUACAUGGACUUUCUGAGGCCGUUGUACAGGAUUUUCCGAGCCGGAAGGUCGAGUUUCCGGGCGGAAUAUGGAGAUGCAAGAGGUCCUGGAAUGAGGAACUGGGUUUAUCCUGAAGAGGCUUCUUCUCCUACAAUAAGCGAAGCGUACUCCGCCAACGAUUGUCGCAGGUCAUUCGAUUCGGAGAGCUCGAUUUACGAGGCAGUUCUCCAUUGCAAAAGAUCUUUCGAUACGAAGACGAGACAGUGACUCCGGAGGACAAAAAAAAGCGUGAAAGAAGAGAAGAUGAGUCACGAGAACAAGAGCAAGCCCAGAUACAAAAAAAACGUAAAGACAAAUAUAAGAAAGAGAGGUGUCAAAGAUCAUAUCAAUGGAGCAACCUUUUCUUCUUGUCACAUUUGUCUCUGCUUUUCCAUAUGUGAUGAUCAUGUACAGAAAUUGUCUGGUCGGCCAUGGAUAUAUCUCUCCCACACUGUGAGGAAAGAAAUGGAAUCUGUGUAUAUCUUUUUACUUUCUUUGUCAUUCUGAGAUUGGGACAGAAUGUUUUUGCAACUGGUAAAAAAUCUCUCCUUUUUC